AUGACUGCAAUCGAUUAUUUUCAAUUUCAAUCUUCAAAAACUCUUUCACGCUCAUCGAAUGUAACAUUACCCAUUUUUUUAUCUACCAUCAACGAUGUUUAUAAAUCACAAACACAAAAAGCGAGAUAUGAAGAAGAUGUUUCAUCUAUCUAUUAUUUGCCAAAACGUGUGAAAUAUUAUGAAUUGGCUCAAAACUGCACAAAACAAAACACACUAGUGUCAUUAGAUCCGCCGAAAACAACAACAGUUGUUACGUCUUCAUUUUUAUCUAAACGAAAUGAAAUAUCCAGUGAAAAAUUUAUGUUUGAAAACAAAAAUGAUUUGCACAGCUCACGUCUAUUCGAUACCUUAUCGAAGCAUGUACAAAUCAAACCAAUUCUUGUUCCAAAUGUAGUCCAUCAUAAUAAUUUAACAUCCUGGCAAAAAUAUUGGGUUGCUGCACAUUCUUCUCAGACAGGAAAAAUCUCGACCCAGAUCGAAAAUACUGUUGAGCCAAUCGUUCAAUUUGUGACACUUCGUGAUAUAUCGAACAAUCAGAGUAGAAAGAGCAGCUCAAAUUCAAAUGAUUUGUCUCACGAAAAGACAGAAAAUAACUUAACAAAUUCCACCAAGUGUUCAAGUAUAAAUAGUUCAUCAUCAAAUCAAAUACCGGCAGAUAGUAUUCGUUCAUCUAACUCACAACAUUUGACACCUCAACUACUAGAUUCAACUGAAACUAUGUCUAAAUCAACAGCUAAGACAUCAGAAUCCUUCAAUGUGCCUAGUGCAACGUCAGAAAUUAUCAAUUUACAACAAUCACAGAUUGAGACAAGAAGUUCAUUGAAUACUCAACACUAUACACUACCUUUGCCAUCAAUUAAACUUGAACCAAUCAAACCAUCAAAGACUCGUGUAAGAUCUAAAGCUUCGAAAAAAAGACAGGUUAUAUCAACUGCUACUUCGACAAUCACAAUAGAUAAUAAACUCUCUCAAACAAUAAUUCCUAAUCAUUCGAAAAAAAUUAUCAAAACUUACCACACACUGGUUGACAACAAAUUUUCUAGACAACAAAGAGAUCAACCAAAGCAAUUGUCAUUCGAAAAUCUUUCCUGGAUCUCUAGUUACCCACUUAAAAAAAGCGUGGUAGAUUCAAAAAGCAACAGGAAUACGAAAAAUGAUCGUUCAUCGACAACAACAAAAUUAAAACAUUCAAUGCCAGUCGUUCAUCUGACACCCAAUACCAAACCAAAAGUGAAACAAACGGCAAAAAAACUAACGAUAAGUCAACAUGGUAAGCAAGAUUGGACAGAGCCAUACAUUGGUAGACGACGCGAUCCGCCUGCUCCAUGUGCUUCACCCUCAGCAUCAGCACGUUCUACUCCCAUAAUGUUUACGGUUGAACAAGGGUCCUGA
This is a messenger RNA of Didymodactylos carnosus, 1392 nucleotides long. The record is from the annotation of a GenBank genome assembly. Lineage: Eukaryota; Metazoa; Rotifera; Eurotatoria; Philodinida; Philodinidae.